This is a messenger RNA of Phacochoerus africanus (Common warthog), 2032 nucleotides long. RefSeq names its product tubulin beta 4A class IVa (gene TUBB4A). The transcript is spliced from 4 exons. The record is from RefSeq and is a predicted model, not a curated record. Gene Ontology annotation, molecular function: GTPase activity; GTP binding; structural constituent of cytoskeleton. Gene Ontology annotation, biological process: mitotic cell cycle; microtubule cytoskeleton organization. Bases 145 to 1479 code for a protein of 444 amino acids. Lineage: Eukaryota; Metazoa; Chordata; Mammalia; Artiodactyla; Suidae. Gene Ontology annotation, cellular component: cytoplasm; microtubule.
CCGCCUGCUCAUAUAGAGGCGCCUGGGGGGGCGCAGGGACCGAGGUUCGCCAUCGCCACCGCCGCCGCAUCCACCUUCAGCCCCGCCACCGCAGUUACCAGAACCUUCGCCACCGCCGCCGCGACCACCGCCAGGGCCACCAUCAUGCGGGAGAUCGUGCACCUGCAAGCCGGCCAGUGCGGCAACCAGAUCGGAGCCAAGUUUUGGGAGGUGAUCAGUGAUGAGCAUGGCAUCGAUCCCACUGGCACAUACCACGGGGACAGCGACCUGCAGUUGGAGAGGAUCAAUGUCUACUACAAUGAGGCCACAGGAGGAAAUUAUGUCCCCAGAGCUGUGCUGGUGGACCUGGAGCCGGGCACCAUGGACUCCGUCCGCUCAGGUCCCUUUGGCCAGAUCUUUCGACCUGACAACUUUGUGUUUGGCCAAUCCGGAGCCGGCAACAACUGGGCCAAGGGCCACUACACAGAGGGCGCCGAGCUGGUGGAUGCGGUUCUGGACGUGGUCCGGAAGGAGGCGGAGAGCUGUGACUGCCUGCAGGGCUUCCAACUGACCCACUCGCUGGGCGGCGGCACGGGGUCCGGCAUGGGGACACUGCUCAUCAGCAAGAUCCGCGAGGAGUUCCCGGACAGGAUCAUGAACACCUUCAGCGUGGUGCCCUCCCCCAAGGUGUCUGACACGGUGGUGGAGCCCUACAACGCCACGCUGUCGGUUCACCAGCUGGUGGAGAACACGGAUGAGACCUACUGCAUCGACAACGAGGCGCUCUACGACAUCUGCUUCCGCACCCUGAAGCUGACCACCCCCACCUACGGCGACCUCAACCACCUGGUGUCGGCCACCAUGAGCGGGGUCACCACGUGCCUGCGCUUCCCGGGCCAGCUCAACGCCGACCUGCGCAAGCUGGCCGUGAACAUGGUGCCCUUCCCCCGCCUGCACUUCUUCAUGCCGGGCUUUGCGCCGCUGACCAGCCGGGGCAGCCAGCAGUACCGGGCACUGACGGUGCCCGAACUCACCCAGCAGAUGUUCGACGCCAAGAACAUGAUGGCCGCCUGCGACCCCCGCCACGGCCGCUACCUGACCGUGGCCGCCGUGUUCCGGGGCCGCAUGUCCAUGAAGGAGGUGGACGAGCAGAUGCUGAGCGUCCAGAGCAAGAACAGCAGCUACUUCGUGGAGUGGAUUCCCAACAACGUCAAGACGGCCGUGUGCGACAUCCCGCCCCGUGGCCUGAAGAUGGCUGCCACCUUCAUCGGCAACAGCACAGCCAUCCAGGAGCUAUUCAAGCGCAUCUCCGAACAGUUCACGGCCAUGUUCCGGCGCAAGGCCUUCCUGCACUGGUACACGGGCGAGGGCAUGGAUGAGAUGGAGUUCACUGAGGCAGAGAGCAACAUGAACGACCUGGUGUCCGAGUACCAGCAGUACCAGGAUGCCACUGCCGAGGAGGGCGAGUUCGAGGAGGAGGCAGAGGAGGAGGUAGCCUAGGGCACCUCCAUGGCUUCAUGUCUCCCCCCUGCUCGGCUGCUGACCUCUGACCCCAGAGAACCCUGCUUCACCUUCCAGCCUGACUCACCUGGGACUACCACCUUGCAUCUCUUCCCCUGGCUAACCUUUGACCCUUGAGCCCCACUUUAUCUCCAACCCCCUUGAACCUUUCCUACUUAGACCCCAUGAGCCCUGCUUCACACAAGCCCACCUUGAACUCCAUGAGCCCUCCUUCACCCCUGACCUCUCCACCUUUGACCUCCCCACGAACCCCAUUGCACCCCCAGACCUAUAAGCCCUAAUUUACGUGGAUGUCUUCCCCCCUGAGCCUCUCUGAACUUGCCUCACCUUUGACCCCACAAGCCCCACCUGCCCUCUGACCCCACCUUCUCUCCAGAUCUCCCAAAAAGCACUCCUCUCCCCUCCCACCAACCUUGGCUUUCCAGGCAUGCUGCUGGGGAAGAAAGAAGCCCUCCCUGGAGCAUGUGGGCAAGAGAGGCUGCUCCCUCCCCUCCCUUCACCUCCCCUCAAUAAAUUAAUUGCUGUCCUGCCA